GGGGGGGGGGCGCACGCGCAAGACUUGAUGGAAAUAGUGAAAAUAGUCGCACUUGCGCAGGCUACACUGGCUAGUCGCGUGGCGCCUUGUCGGGGGGGUUCGUCGUUUGCUAGCGCUCGGCUACAACGUGCCGCCGUCCCGGCCCCGGUGAUUACACCAGGGCCUGGCUACAUAGUACGGGAUUCUCUUGACAAAGCGCGUGGCGGGCGUAUUGCUGCCUUUUUCUAGCCGAAAUGAGCAUCUGCCCGCCGCGCGCGUGUUGCUUUAGAGAAACUGGCUUCCGGUCUCGGGAUAGGCUCACCGACGAUCACGAGCCAACGGUCCUAAUGUGACGGGUGGCUGCGCAUCUCCCAAGGCCGUGAUCCAACACGAAGAGGCGUCGUCUCGGGGAACGUGCCGUGGGGUUGCCUCUUGUUGCCUCCUGGGAAAAAGCCGGUCGUUGGCCACGGUCGGGAGAUUGCUGCGUGACGAGCGCGAGGCUUCCACAGGUUGCGCGUCGUAGCCUGGAUCCAGAAACCGGGUGAUUGUGGUGAGACGUGCGUAAGGUGACACCGGAGAUGAAGAAGAACGA
Messenger RNA from Colletotrichum navitas, 571 nucleotides. RefSeq lists its product as uncharacterized. The record is from RefSeq and is a predicted model, not a curated record. The transcript has a single exon. Lineage: Eukaryota; Fungi; Ascomycota; Sordariomycetes; Glomerellales; Glomerellaceae. The coding region runs from base 28 to 228 and encodes 66 amino acids.